UCAUCCGUUCAUUCAUUUCCUGUCAAGGGUAAGCCCUAUCCUCCCUAUCCGGCUAUUGUAUUCAUAGUGAAUCGCCGUCCCUCUCACUUAUCGCGGCCGGAGUAAUCGCCGUCUCCCUCUCACACAUCUCGCUGAUUCUUCGUCCGCCCAUUUUCAUAUCCGUCAUUUGGCAUCCUGUCCUCCUCUAUCUCCUCUUCUCCGUCAUCAGUCAAUUAUCGUCUCUCGAGUCUCAAUCGCACCUUCACCUCCUUAACCCUUCACACAACAGCACAAGUUCACAAGGAACAGGUAAUUUUCAAUUUAACUUCAAAAAACCCAGAGAAUUUAAUAGAGGCCGAGCCAUUUUUUUGAGGAUGUAGUAAAGAGAAUGUGAUUAGGGGUGAGCAAUUUAACCGAACCGACCGAUUAACCGAAACAAUUUAACCGAACUGACCGCAAUUUUAAAUUCGGUGUCGUUCUCUGUUUCUCGUCUUCUUGGUCCUCACCAAUCGGCAAUCACCAUCUCCCAUUCUCCCAUUCACGCCAAGAUCUAAUCGGCAAUCACCAUCUCCGUUCCAAUCGGCAAUCACCACUCACCAGGUUUGUUCAUUCUUUUUUGUUGCUAAUUAUUAUCCUUUUAGAUGCAUUACUAGCCAAGGGCCAUGGCCGACGAUUAUCAGAGCUUGUUGCCGCAUCAUCCCCAUUCACAAGCAGUAGCAGCAACAAUCCCAGGGAGCUGUUAAUAUUAUAGUCUUUGUUAGAUGGUGAUUGAUUUAAGUGUGUAAUUUGAGCAAAAAAACCCAAUUCCCAACACUCCCACUUUGGAGUAAUUGAAUAAAGUUGUAAUUUCAGCAAAAAAUUUCUUUGUUCUCAUUAAAUUUAUUUCUUAAAUUAAGUGUUUUGACAAAUUUUUUUGUUAAAUUAAGUGUGUAAAUUAAGUGUGUAAUUUCUUUGUUAAAUUAAGUGUGUAAAUUAAAUGUUUUUUCAACUUUCUUUGUUAAAUUAAGUGUGUAAUUUUUGAGAAAUGCUCCAUAUAUGCAGUGGGCAGUAGGUUCAUGGAUUGAAAAAUUCGGUUUUAUCUAACCGACCGAACCCGAUCGGUUUUUACUCGGUUCGGUUUGUUCGGUUCUCACUUUUAUUCGGUUCGGUCGGUUAUUAUGAGUAUUUUUAAUUUUCGGUUUUUUCGGUUUUGGGCCGAAACCAACCGAACCGAACCGAUGCUCACCCCUAAAUGUGAUAGAGCCACUGCCAACCUUUUCUUUGGUAUGUAAAAUUUUCCUUUAUUUAGAUAGAAUGAAUUGUAUAGAUGUUCAAAAUAAACAUGGUUCCUCAUCAAUUUUUCUUGAAGCUUUAGCUUGGUCUCCUUGUUCUAUUUGUUUUAAACACCCUCUCAUGCCUCUCUCGUUUUUGUAUAAACAUUUAUUCAUUAAUUUAUUUUACAAAAAUGGAGUACACUAAUUUUAUUUAGCUAGCUCUAAAUAAUUGGUGUCCAUUGUUAAAUGUGUUGAGAUUUCAUGCUACAGGUUUGAGACUUUGAGUUUGAGAGACAUUCUAGUUUAUUCUGUUUAUCAAAAAUAACUAUGAUUAGUUUGUGUGGUGUCUUUUUUCAAUCAUUGUUCUUCUUGCUAAAGCCAGUGAACCACCAAAUACUCCAUUUUUUCGCCCAGUUAUCAGGUUUUUAACUCUUUUUUUUUGCCCAGUGUUUGAAGCAUGAAGCGAUUCGGUCCAAUCGGUCUAUAUCGAUUCAUGUUUUUGUAAGAAUGUACAGAUGCACACCCUAGGUUACAUUUGGCAAUGUGUAAACUGGUAUUCAAGGAUUAAGAUUUUAUUGACAUGGUUAUUUAUGUGGUAUUGUGAAUAUCUAUGAUCAAUUCAUUUCGAUUUGAUUUCAGCUUUCUAGCACAUUCUUAAUUCUGCAAUUGACAGGUUGAUGUUUGUCAUGCAUAUCAAAUCUUGAUAAAAGGUGGACUUAAAGAGGAGAAUGUCAUUGUUUUCAUGUAUGAUGACAUUGCUUUCAAUAAAGAAAACCCAAGGCCCAGAGUUAUCAUCAAUAACUCACAUGGUGAUAAUGUUUAUAAAGGAGUUCCAAAGGAUAACACGGGGGAAAAUGUUACGGUGAACAACUUCUUUGAUGUCAUCCUCGGGAACAAAGACGCUUUAACCGGAGGAAGUGGGAAGGUUGUACAUAGUGGUCCAAAUGAACAUAUCUUCAUAUACUACUCUAAUCAUGGCAGACUUGGAGUGCUAGGUUUGUAGCUUUAUCCUCUUGUCCCAAUUUUUUCAUAGUAACUAGAUUUGAUGAUACCAACUGUNCAUGAUUAGAGUAGUAUAUGAAGAUAUGUUCAUUUGGACCACUAUGUACAACCUUCCCACUUCCUCCGGUUAAAGCGUCUUUGUUCCCGAGGAUGACAUCAAAGAAGUUGUUCACCGUAACAUUUUCCCCCGUGUUAUCCUGUCAAAUGAAAACCCCUCUUGUCAAGGGAUAAUGUCUUACUCUAUAUACUGAAUACUCUUUGAAAUUGAAAAGAGAACAACCUUUGAGUUUUCUUUAUUGAAAGCAAUGUCAUCAUACAUGAAAACAAUGACAUUCUCGUCUUUUAAGUCCACCUUUUAUCAAGAUUUGAUAUGCAUGACAAACAUCAGCCUGUCAAUUGCAGAAUUGAGAAUGUGCCAGAAAGCUGAAAUCAAAUCGAAAUGAAUUGAUCAUAGAUAUUCACAAUACCACAUAAAUAACCAUGUCAAUAAAAUCUUAAUCCUUGAAUACCAGUUUACACAUUGCCAAACGUAACCUAGGGUGUGCAUAUGUGCAUUCUUACAAAAACAUGAAUCUAACUUCAUCCAACUAGGGGUUUUCAUCGGUCCAAUACCGGACCGAACCGGACCACAGCAGCAAGGGACAACGAGAAUAGUAAUGGAACUUACUGUCUUCGAAAAUAUGGAACUUAUUUAGGAGGACAGAUAUGCAUAUCUAAAUUGACAAACAUGCUUUUUCUCCAACACAUCAAACAGGUACGCAUAUCAUUACCAUGCCCUUAUAAGUCCCUAAAGCAUGCUUCUUCUUCAACACAUCAAUUAGGUCAUUCGCAUACAUGUUUGGAAAGGUAGGCAUAUCUAAAUUGACAAACAAACAGUUGGUAUCAUCAAAUCUAGUUACUAUAAAAAAAUUGGAACAAGAGGAUAAAGCUACAAACCUAGCACUCCAAGUCCGUCAUGAUCAGAGUAGUAUUUGAAGAUAUGAUCAUUUGGACCACAAAUUGAACUUGUUCAUUUUUGGCACAAGGUUUGUCCCAGAUAGUCUUUCCUUGAAUAAAUGUAAGAUUAAGUGUUUAUUUUUACCUUCAUCUUACUUUACCUUCCCUACAUGUUUUUACAGUAUAGCCAUGAAGCUUAAGGCUCUGUAAGAAAGGCGCUGAAGCACAAAUGCAGCUCAUUAAAGCAAUGUCUCACAGAAUGUAUUUAGAUCAAAAAGCAUAAAACUUGUUGGCAAGCUCUUAUUCGGUAUUGAAAAAGGCCCAUAGGUGUUAAAAGCCAUUCGACCAGCUGGGCAACCUCUUGUUGAUGAUUGGGACUGCCUCAAGAAAAUGUUAUUUAAUGCUAUCAAUGUUGAACCCCCCCUCUCCUCUCUCUUUCUCAUAUUAUAUUAUGUUAAUAAAUGUAGGUAAGGAUAUUUGAGGCACAUUGUGGGUCCUUGUCCCAAUACGGCAUGAAACGUAUUGGAUCCCUUGCAAGCAGAUGCAAUGCUAGAGUUCAGAUAGAGCAAUGAACAAAGCAUCAGCUCAAGCUUGCAGUGUUGUCCCUUCUGGUCCUUAGAGCUCUCUCUUCAUCGAUGAUUUUUUGCAUGAAGCUGCUGCUAAGCCUUGAUGCUUGCUAGAUGAUCUUACACAAGGGCAAUACGAGGUCACGGAAAAUAAGACAUCAAAGUAAAACAUUCGAUGCAUUAAGUUUUUCAUCAGUAAAUAAUGAUAUUACCCUUGACUUGUUUUUAUCUGUUUAUUACCCAACAUAAUAUCUGUUUUUGUUUCAAUUUUUUUUAAUCUUUUUUUAACCAGUAAUUAUCAGCAUCAAGCUGAAAUGAAGGAUUUCAGCCAAAAUCCAAAUAGAAGAGGAAACUGCUUUUGAACUAAAUACACCAACAAAUUUUCUGUGUGGUCACCUAAAUUUCAGUGUUGCUUACCAGCCUGGAGCCAUGCUUAAAUUCGUUUAAAUUAUUUAUACAUAGUAUAAAAAUGAUGUUGGGCAUUUAUUUAAAAAACCGACUUAUUGUAGAGACAAGAAAUGAUAAAAUGUGAA
Messenger RNA from Cuscuta campestris, 4269 nucleotides. Lineage: Eukaryota; Viridiplantae; Streptophyta; Magnoliopsida; Solanales; Convolvulaceae. The record is from the annotation of a GenBank genome assembly.